CUCCGUCGUAAGUGCUUUGCCCAGAUAUUUUUCUUAGCUUGUUAAUUGUUCCUAUGCAAAGAUUUGUUUGGAUACGAGUUCAUGUUUUCUUGGCAAUUCAUUUAUAUCUAAUUCUUAUGCUAUCAUAAUAUGCAGGGUAACGCCACACCGGGAUAAUGAGGACGCCAAUACUAUUGACAGUCAUUAUCUCGAUAUGCACCUCUUCUCAUCACUCUGUACAUCAUCAGAAGAAACCCCCAUCACAAGUGACCACGCUAAAAGCUGUUCCAGUGGUCAUGUGGCAUGGAAUGGGUGACUGUUGCUGCAAUCCUUUGUCCAUGGGUCGCAUCAAGAGAUUGAUAGAAGAAAAUGUGGAAGGUAUCUAUGUCAAGAGUUUAAUGCUUGGCGAGAAUAUUGCAUCGGACACCGAGCGUGGAUUUUUGGCGAACAUGAAUAAUUUGGUGAGCAAUGCAUGUGAGCAAAUCCGGAACGAUUCACUGCUGCAGCUGGGGUACAAUGCCAUUGGAUUCUCACAAGGAGGACAAUUCGUACGAGCCCUUGCCGAAAGGUGUCCGGACCCACCGAUGCGAAACCUAAUCUCGCUUGGUGGGCAACAGCAAGGCGUUUAUGGACUGCCAUACUGCCCAGGUGACACCAGGCUGUGCAAUAUUAUUCGUAGACUUCUGGAUAUGGGAGCAUACAAUUACUAUGUUCAGCAAACAGUUGUUCAAGCACAAUAUUGGCAUGAUCCUUAUAAUGAAGACGAGUACAGGAGGAGAAGCAUAUUUUUGGCCGACAUCAAUAAUGAACGGGAAAUCAAUCCAGACUACAAAAAAAAUCUGCUGAAUCUGAAAAACAUGCUGCUUAUCCUUUUCAAAGACGAUCACAUGGUGGUUCCGAAGGAGUCUGCCUGGUUUGGUUUCUACAAAGAGGGUGAUAUGGACACAAUUUUGCCCAUGAAUGAAACAAGACUCUACAAAGAGGAUUUGAUCGGAUUGCGAAAACUCAACGAAUUGGGUCGCGUGCAUUUUCUGGCUUUGGAAGGAGAUCAUCUACAGAUCGAUGAGAAAACAUUCAUCAAAGAAAUCAUAGAAAAGUUUCUAAAAUGAAUAUUGUCUGAUCGUGUAC
This is a messenger RNA of Cylicocyclus nassatus, 1107 nucleotides long. The record is from the annotation of a GenBank genome assembly. Lineage: Eukaryota; Metazoa; Nematoda; Chromadorea; Rhabditida; Strongylidae.